AUGAUGAUGAUGAUGAUGGAAAAUGAGCUCAAAGCCGCACCUGGAACGGUGACAGCAGUAACGACAGCGGCAACCAGUGCUUCUGCAGCUGCAGCCCUUCAAGAUGCAUUCUCACUCUACAGUGCCAUGCCGCCGGGUUUUUCUAUGCCACCAACAUCAACGUCAUCUAUUCCGACCGUUGAAGAAUGCUGUGUUCCUAACUCACCUGGAUCACCUUGUCUAAAGGAAAAAAAAGGUGAUGAUCGAGUGAAACGUCCCAUGAAUGCAUUUAUGGUUUGGUCUCGCGGACAACGUCGUAAAAUGGCACAAGAGAAUCCAAAAAUGCACAACUCAGAAAUUUCUAAACGUUUGGGACAGGAAUGGAAAUUACUGAAUGAAUCAGAAAAACGGCCAUUUAUCGAUGAAGCCAAACGUCUUCGAGCAAUUCAUAUGAAAGAGCAUCCAGAUUACAAAUAUCGUCCAAGGAGAAAAACGAAAAAUUUACCAAAAAAGAAUGGUCUAGCAAUGUCAGCCAGUACAUUCCUGGAUCCAAUCAAAACUCAAAAUAUUUACCAGCCAAUGACAACCGGCUGGCAACAGCCGAUCAAUUCCGUUUCCAGCUCACCAUAUUUCGAUUCCUAUUCUUUAUAUGGCCGUACAGGUUACGAGAAUAUGAUCGGAAUGCCAUAUUCGUUAAGCAGUACAACAUCACCAGCUUCACAUUACUCGCAGUCACCUAGUUGUUCACUAGCUGCUGCAGCUGCACAGUAUCAGCAAGCUGCAGCUGCUCAACAACAGCAACAUUACAGCAGUGCUGCAGGUGUCUCGUUAGCAGUGAAACCUGAAACAUCAUCUGAUGGUGCCACUAACACGGGAACAAGUAACGGUGAAUCACCAGAUUCUGGGGUAGCAGCUGCAACAACUGAAUCUCCCCUAACUUCACAAUUUCGUGCCUUCUACGAACCUCACAAAGAAUCUUCUUCAGCGUCUGCUUCAGCCGCAGCAGCAGCAGCGGCAACCAUGAACAUGUACAUGCCACAGGACCCUCGGUUACAGUAUGUCGCGCUUAAUGGUACCAUGGAAGAACAUAUGACAUUGCCACUGCAACAUAUGCAAUCCAUGUGA
This is a messenger RNA of Brugia pahangi, 1104 nucleotides long. Lineage: Eukaryota; Metazoa; Nematoda; Chromadorea; Rhabditida; Onchocercidae. The record is from the annotation of a GenBank genome assembly.